AUGAAUCCCAAACUCCCGAUUCGCCUCGGUGAUGAAGGUCCUGAUGAGCCCCGACCCGCCGAGCCCUGGGUGAUCUGCCAGAAAGUCCACCGAACGUCUUACCGAUCUGCAAGAGGAGACGACUGGCAGCGGCUCGUUUGUUGCCGAGCCGGUUCCGACCCGGAUGAGAGCUCAGGAUUUUACUGCAUUCAGUUUGAGACAAAGCUGGAUGUUGAUCUCAUCGCUGGCGCUGCCAGCAGCGUCCAGGAGAAACUCUGGGUCCGCUUUGACUCGGACGCCUUCCGGCCGGACAGGAUCCACUUCGACACUUUGAGCGCCGCCCUGAGGAACUCCUGUGGCGGUGCAGCACUGAUAUGGUGUGACUGUGGUCUCCAGCCAAUCCAACAUGGCCGACAGGAAGUGGAGAUGUUUGAUGAAGCUCAGGUCCAGAUCCGGUUCCUGUAUGAGGUCCAGAUCCGGUUCCUCCAGCAGGUCCAGAUCCGGUUCCUGCAGCAGGUCCAGAUCCGGUUCCUGUAUCAGGUCCAGAUCCGGUUCCUGCAGCAGGUCCAGAUCCUGUCCCUGUAUCAGGUCCAGAUCCGCUCCCUGCAGCAGGUCCAGAUCCGGUUCCUGUAUGAGGUCCAGAUCCGGUUCCUGUAUCAGGUCCAGAUCCGGUUCCUGCAGCAGGUCCAGAUCCUGUCCCUGUAUCAGGUCCAGAUCCGGUCCCUGCAGCAGGUCCAGAUCCGCUCCCUGCAGCAGGUCCAGAUCCGGUCCCUGUAUCAGGUCCAGAUUCGGUCCCUGCAGCAGGUCCAGAUCCGGUUCCUGCAGCAGGUCCAGAUCCGCUCCCUGCAGCAGGUCCAGAUCCGGUUCCUGCAGCAGGUCCAGAUCCGGUCCCUGCAGCAGGUCCAGAUCCGGUCCCUGCAGCAGGUCCAGAUCCGGUCCCUGCAGCAGGUCCAGAUCCGGUCCCUGCAGCAGGUCCAGAUCAGAUUCCUGCAGCAGGUCCAGAUCCGGUUCCUGCAGCAGGUCCAGAUCCGGUCCCUGCAUCAGGUCCAGAUCCGGGUCAGUUUGAGUCCGACUGCCAGGUUUAAGGCCCACCUGCUUCAUCUGGAGGUUGGACAUCAAAGGUUGGUUUUGUGUUCUGAUAUUUGGUGGAUCCUGUUUGAGGAACGUUUAUCAGCUGUGGUGAGGAAUCCUGUAGUUUUUUAUGAUUCUUCACAAAGUUGCUGCUGUAACAACAGGACUGGCGGCUGGUCAGUGACUGGAUGUGUCUCUGUCCCGCUGGAUGAACGGUGUGUGAAGACAAACUGAAAACGUGUGAAUGAAAGUCGACUGUUUGGCUUCGAAUGACGUUUGAAAACCGACUGAGAAACAGAAAAAAUCACAGAAGUUUUGGGCAGAAAGACAAACAAAGCAAAGCUAAUCUAAAAUCUGCCAAUGGGAUCAAGCUGGAGGAAAUGCCACUGAAUGGACCAGGUGUACCUUCUAUGGAAAAGAAAUCAGAACACAAAACUGAGCAACACAAAAUCUUACCAAGUUUCCGAUCUAGUUUCUACUGCAAAUGUCUUAGUAUAAUUGAAAUAAUUGAACAUUAAUAAAAUAAUGUUCAACCAGAGAUAAUUUCAGCUCCAAACAUUUUCUGCCAGUUGAACCAGAACCAUCAACAUGAAGGAAUUAUUGACUUAACAAGCUGGUAUUUAUGGCUGAAACGUUACUUAUGGAUCAGUUUUAUCUUAUUUCAGGUGUGUUAAGAUUCUGCCCUAGAAACUAGAUGUAGUUUUUGCAGUGUAAGCUGUGGAUACUUUCUGUUUAAGAGACGAGCAGAGAAAGUUCAGAGAAGCUGAGUGCAGCUCAGCUGAACGGUGAAGUCAGGAGAAUUUCUGCAUGAAAUCCAAACCAAACGUUAAAACAUGUCAUUGAACCUGAAGCUGCUCUGACUCAGGCAGUCAGUUCAGCUUCUAGCUGUUCUAUGUCUAUGUAAACAGGUCAGUCUAGAGCUGAACUCUCCAGUUUCAGCGUUUUUCCAGAAGAAUCCUCUGCUGUUGUGCCUUAUCUGACUCACUUGGCAGCAAAAUGCACAACCUGAAGCUGGUUUCAGUGAAUCUGGACCUGGAUUCAGGAUUCAGGUUCAGUCUGAGCACAAACCCAACCAGCCAGCUGUGGGCGAGGCCAGGUGGCGCUGUGGAGCCCAUGUUUGGGUCAGAGGGGCUCUGGGAAUCUGCUCCUUCCUUCCCUGUUUAAACCAAAAGCUGCUUCUUCACCUCUGACAUCCAAACUCGGAGAAAAUGCACAGAAAACGUGAUUUCUUCUUCAUUCUUACUGUCGUUCUAUUUAUUGUGUAAUAGAUGCAAUACGAGCGUUGUGUCACCGCGGUGAGUGAUGCUGUAUGUUCUUCACACAGGACAUUAAUACAAUAAUAACGAUGAUGUUUUGAAGUUAUUGUGGAUUUUUCCAGGCAUCUUCUCACUGCUUCAACCAUGUCGCUCCGUUUACACCGCAGCUGGUUUCAGGCGGCUGUCGACCCGUUUUUACUCCGUUUCCAUAUCAGUCCUGCAGAAACCUCAUAUCUCACAGAGCCGCCUGGACAACCGGUCCGGACACCUGGACGCCUUUCAUUCAGGACUAAACUUACAGGAAAUGUUCGGCAUCGUAGAUUAUUUAGAGCUAAAACAAGCUGAGAAAUGUCUAAAAUUAAAUCAGAACAGGAGACAAAAGUUUCCUGAAGCCAGUAGUUAGACAGCAGCAGAGUGAAACUUUAUAACUGGAGAAAAAAAUCAAAUUAAAAUGUAUUUUUUGGUCCCGAGUUAAAAACGAGUCUGAAGCUUUUCUUCUGCAGACAGCCGGUGAAACCUGGGUGUAAAGAGGGACAGCCGUGCCUCAGUGACCCCCUGCUGUUUUAGACGCACUAUACUACUAUAACAUGAAGAUAUAUAUAUAAAAUUAUAUACAUAUACUUUUUAGUACUUUGAGUUGAAAUACUUUUUAGUAUUUUGCAAAUAAAUGUGUCUGUAUAUAAAAGAAAAAGCCUCCUGUAAUAAAUGACAGUUUAAUAUUGAAUCAGAAGUUUGUUUGUUUGGUACCAGAACAUUUUAUUAGUAAUCAAGCCAAAGGUCCAGAGGCUCGUUUCCAGGACAUAAAGAUGCUGAUGAGACAUUAAUGAUUUUACUGGAGGUGCAGGAUGGAUGGUCUGGAGGACUGGACCCGGUCGGUUCUGUUCUGAUGAUCGGCCUGCAGCAGCUUGAACGUUUCAUACAACAUGACAGACUGAUGAACGCCGUCAGUUAAAACCUGCUGCAUCAUUGCAGGUUUUUAACCUUCACCUGGAAACAAACAGGUUGAACUGAACUUUGACCUCAGGAAUGCAGGUGAGCAUCGUCACAGAACAUCACUUUCACAAACAAUCCAACCAAAAUGAAUUUAUAAAAAUCAUCGUUUCAUUAAACCAAAUAUUUACAUGAAAUGAUAAAAAGUCUUUGUUCUGUUUAUACAUUCAUGUUCUGACAGAUGGACUCAAACUGGAGAAGAAAUUUAAACCAAUUUAUUUGAAUUUUAGCUGCUAGUUUAUCAUUAAAUGUCCGUAUGAAACCCAGUGGUUUGGUUCUGGUCAGAUUGAAGUGAACUUCAGCUCAUCUGCAACGUAAAGAGUAACAGUGACUGCCGUCUUAACCUGACGGGGUUCUGUGGGGGUGGCAAAGCACACCCCAUGUACCGAGGCCUCAGCCCUCAUGACAGGGGUCACAGGUUCGAUUCCCAGCCUGGUAACGUUUGCUGCAUGUCCUCCCCGUCUCUCAUUACCCUCCUUCCUGUCAAAUAAAG
Poecilia latipinna (sailfin molly) is the source of this 3789-nucleotide messenger RNA. RefSeq lists its product as uncharacterized. The record is from RefSeq and is a predicted model, not a curated record. Lineage: Eukaryota; Metazoa; Chordata; Actinopteri; Cyprinodontiformes; Poeciliidae. The transcript has 5 exons. The coding region runs from base 1 to 1284 and encodes 427 amino acids.